Messenger RNA from Anopheles funestus (African malaria mosquito), 2462 nucleotides. RefSeq names its product glycosyltransferase 25 family member. The record is from RefSeq and is a predicted model, not a curated record. Gene Ontology annotation, molecular function: procollagen galactosyltransferase activity. The transcript is spliced from 5 exons. Lineage: Eukaryota; Metazoa; Arthropoda; Insecta; Diptera; Culicidae. Bases 262 to 2184 code for a protein of 640 amino acids.
CCCCUUUAGGUACAGACCAGAAGCAUAAUACACUGUCGAAGGGCAAUUUGACGUUUGCCGCAGCUUGUUUUGUUCAUCUGCUGUGUUCGAGUGUGCGUGCGCGAUACCGUAAAGACCGAUCGGAAAACUCAUCUGCUUCAUUCGCGUUGCAGCGGAAACGGAAGUUGAUAUGAGCCAGGAAAGGUGGACGGUGUUCUGCAGGCCGGGCUAGUGAUUGUUAAGUUUUCUGUUAAUGUUAUUUACACACGUACGAACGCCAACAUGUGUUCCUUGUUUCGAUGCUGUGAUGUUGCUUUUCGGGGCUUCGUGAUGAUGAUGCUGCUGCUGCUGCUAGUGCUGACGACGACAAUCGUUCGCUGCGAUCAGAUAGCGCUUACGGAGCAACUUCCUACCGUAAUGGUGGCGGUAUUAGUACGGAACAAAGCGCACACGUUGCCAUACUUUUAUUCGUAUUUGGAAGAACUUGACUAUCCGAAAGAUCGGAUGUCGCUGUGGAUAAGAUCCGAUCAUAAUGAGGAUCGCAGCAUCGAAAUUACCAAAGCAUGGUUGAAAAGAACCUCGUCGAUGUAUCACAGUGUAGAUUUCAAGUACCGUACCGAACAAGGCAAACGGGAAAGUGAGAAAACCAACACUCACUGGAACGAGGAACGGUUUAGUGAUGUGAUUCGCUUGAAACAGGAAGCACUACAAACUGCCCGGACCAUGUGGGCAGAUUUUAUAUUCUUUCUCGAUGCGGAUGUGUUCCUGACGAACAGCAAUACACUGAACAACCUGAUCGAUCGGAAGCUACCGAUCGUUGCACCUAUGCUGGUGUCCGAUGGAUUAUAUUCGAACUUUUGGUGUGGUAUGACGACGGACUACUACUACCAGCGGACGGAUGAUUAUAAAAAAAUUCUAAACUACGAUCAAGUUGGCCAGUGGCCUGUGCCGAUGGUUCAUACUGCUGUGCUGGUUAGCCUUACCAUAUCCCAAACUCGUCAGCUUACGUUUGAACGUAAAAACCUUCCAUCCGGACGGUACGAUGGUCCGGUGGAUGAUAUUAUAAUCUUUGCCAUGUCAGCAAACUACUCAGGGAUACCGAUGUACGUGUGUAAUGAACUGCUUUACGGAUACAUUAUGGUGCCGCUGGAAGCGGGUGAAACCGUGGAGGGAAAAGACUUGGAACAGUUGACCAAUGUGCUGAGUUACAUCGUGAAUGAGUAUGGGGAGUUGAAGCUAAAGCAGGACUUGAGUAGAUUCGUUCCCGAUGUUCCAAAAGACAAACUUUCCCUAUCCCACAUCUAUAUGAUCAAUUUGGACCGGCGUACGGAGAGGCGAAUGAAAAUGUUGAAGCACUUCGAUCUGCUCGGUCUGGACGUGGAACACUUUCCGGCCGUCGAUGGGAAGCAGUUAAGCGAUAAGAAAGUGCAUGAUAUGGGUAUACGCUUCUUGCCCGGUUAUGCCGAUCCAUUCCACAAGCGCCCGAUGACGAUGGGAGAAAUUGGUUGCUUCCUCAGUCAUUACAACAUCUGGGAGCGAAUGGUUCGGCUUAACCAACAGGAAGUGCUCGUGCUGGAGGACGACAUUCGGUUCGAACCGUUCUUCCGGCGUCGGGCUUACGGCGUGCUGGCCGAUGCACGUCGCAUCGGUGGUUGGGAUUUGAUCUAUUUCGGAAGGAAAAGGUUACAGGAAGAGGAUGAAAAAUGGAUCGAAGGAUCGGAGUAUUUGGUCAAGGCGGGAUAUUCCUACUGGACGCUUGGGUACAUCAUUUCGCUCGAGGGUGCGAAGAAAUUGCUACGCGAGCAACCACUUGGAAAAUUGCUUCCGGUGGAUGAGUACCUACCGAUCAUGUUCGAUAAUCAUCCGAACGAUAGCUGGGCGGGCCAUUUCCGUGAUCGUACGUUAAAUGCGUGGAGUGCAGCACCUUUGCUGCUUUAUCCGACGCACUACACCGGAGAUGAUGGGUACAUAUCUGAUACGGAAGAUUCGGCCCGAAUCGAUGGGACGUUACCGACGAUUGGUACCGGCAAGGGUGGUACCGGGCUGGUUAACAACGAUACACGCGACGGUGCACAAAUUCAACCCAGCGAACCAAAGAAAGGCGAUAAAGAACAGUUACCGAACGCACCGGCUUUGUUGGCCGAUUCCGGUAUCGGACAGGGCGAGCACGAUCUGGAGACAAAGAAUAGACGCAGUGAGCUAUAGCGUUCUGUUGGCGUCAUGUGUAAUCGUUCAACAAUGGACAGAUACGAAUGUUCUGUACCCACUAUACCAAAAAGAUGGAACCAACUCGUACUCGAAUCGUAGAUGGGUAGAAUUGCGAUAAUAUUAAUGUGCCUUAUAUCGAUAUUAGGAAGAUAAGGGUUAGCCACGGAAACUAGCCAUUAACAUUGCCAUUACGUAUCAGUUUUCCCUUUUAGAUGGAAUAUGUUCUGAAUACAUUAAACAGUUAUUUUUAAUAAACCUGCAUUCUUAUAAUUAGA